Molecule: messenger RNA, 2231 nt
Organism: Oncorhynchus keta (chum salmon)
Lineage: Eukaryota; Metazoa; Chordata; Actinopteri; Salmoniformes; Salmonidae
Product: autophagy protein 5-like
Exons: 8
Coding region: 219-1046 (275 amino acids)
Biological process (GO): C-terminal protein lipidation; cellular response to nitrogen starvation; nucleophagy
Cellular component (GO): Atg12-Atg5-Atg16 complex; cytoplasm; phagophore assembly site membrane
Source: RefSeq, a predicted model, not a curated record
UUAUUGCAAUACACUACAAUGAACGCUGGAUGUCACUCUAUACUGCAUGUUACACCUCGUCAGCGAAAAGGGGGAUUUUCUUGCUUUUUUUCCUUGACAGGCGAAUGACAACACCACCACGGCCCUCUUCCUUCAUCGCAGCUGGUUACAAACGCUCUAGAAAAGUGGUUUGUAGCUAGAGAAUACUUCAUUUAUGUGCCACUGGGAGCGACAGGAGGAUGGCAGAUGACAAGGACGUGCUGCGGGAUGUUUGGUUUGGUCGGAUUCCGACCUGCUUCACACUUUACCAGGAUGAGAUCACAGAGAGAGAGGCCGAACCCUUCUAUCUCCUCCUGCCAAGGGUGAGCUACCUGACUCUGGUCACAGACAAGGUGAAAAAGCACUUCCUGAAGGUCAUGAAGGCCGAAGACGUAGAGGAGAUGUGGUUUGAUUUCGAAGGAACGCCACUCAAAUGGCACUAUCCAAUCGGAUUGCUGUUCGACCUACAUGCCUCCAACACUGCCCUGCCAUGGAGUAUCACUGUGCACUUUAAGAAUUUCCCAGAGCGUGACCUGCUCCACUGCCCCUCUAACUCUGUGAUCGAGGCCCACUUCAUGUCCAGCAUCAAGGAGGCGGAUGCCCUCAAACACAAGAGCCAGGUCAUCAACGACAUGCAGAAGAAAGACCACAAGCAGCUGUGGAUGGGUCUGCAGAACGAUAAGUUUGACCAGUUCUGGGCCAUGAACCGUAAGCUGAUGGAAUACCCCACAGAGGAGGGAGGCUUUCGCUACAUCCCCUUCAGGAUAUACCUGACGAUGAGUGACAGGCCAUUCAUCCAGAAGUUGUUUCGCCCCAUCUCGUCCGACGGCUACACACACACGCUGGGGGAUCUGCUGAAGGAGGUGUACCCCGUGGUCAUAUCCAGCGACGACGAGUCCAAGCGCUACCAGGUGGUGAUCCAUGGGAUUGAGCCCCUGCUGGAGACCCCGUUGCAGUGGCUGAGCGAGCACCUCAGUCACCCUGAUAACUUCCUCCACAUCAGCGUCAUACCAGCGCCUAGCGACUGACACCCCUGGCAAAGUUUGAUAACACCCGGCAACUAGGAACGUUGCAAACUCUGAACGGACUCUUUAGAGAGCAGGAAAACCCACGUGACUGGGGGGGGCGAAGAGUGACGCAAUCGCAGUGUGACGUCAUCUCAUUCAACUUGUCUCAAAAAGGAGCCCACCAGGAGAAAAUGUACCCUUCUGUUCUCCAUCUCUUUUCCUCCCCUCCUUCGCCCUCUGUCUCUUUUGGACCAUUAUGUGUUUGGGGAAAGUUGUUCCGCUCAAAAUGUGGAAGGCCAAGCUGAAAGAGGGCUGAUCCGUUUAAAAAGAGAGGCAGCAAGAUGCCGCUUACCACCUCCUCUCUCCUCUUCCUCCUCCUAGAGAAAGAGACAGAGCCCCGACAUGCCUAGUGGGACACCCUACAAACAGAAGUUGCCUUAGUUUUCCCGAGUCACAUCAUGCGCUACACGACUGGACGUUCAUAAAGUCACACUGAGUUUACAUGGUUGUACUGUAUGCCACUGAGGAGUGAAAGGGGAUUUUUAAAGACACUUCUUCAUUCUUUCUCUCACUGUAUUUUUAUAUUCUCCAUCUUCCUCACUGUAUUUCCUGUCUCUUUCUUCUCUCUCUUCCUCCCCCUCUUUCUCUCUCAUGUCAUUUACUGCCGAUGCUCUCAUCUCCAUAGCUAAUUUAUCUAUUGGAAUUCCUUCUGCUACUAAUGAGACCGCUAAACUUCUCUCCAUGCCAAGCCUUGGGGUUGUGUGUGUUGUAAUUAGAGACAUCAUUUAAAGUCUCCUAGAAGGGGUGAGGAAGGUGUGAAGAGUACGAAUGGAAUCAUGUCUGUCUUCUCUCUUCCGUGUCAAAGGGAAACGUAGCCAGACAUGUAAUUUGGAGUGUGUUGCAGUCGAACGGGAGGGAAACUUGUGAUGUCACACCUGUCUUAGCACGUCGGGCUUCCUCAUUCGCCGCCUAGGAGGAUGGGAUAGGGGAGUUUACAGCUCUGAGUCAGGGCUGGGCUCGACGUGGGGUACUGCCUGAGGGGUAGGCAUGUGCAUACGUGUGUGUAUGUACAUGUCUGUAUGGGUACUUUUUACAUUUAAGUAAUUUAGCAGACGCUCUUAUCCAGAGCGACUUACAAAUUGGUGCAUUCACCUUAUGACAUCCAGUGGAACAGCCACUUUACAAUAGUGCAUCUAAAUCUUUUAA